AUGGAGCCAAGAGAAAAGAAGAAGAGGAAGACAAACUGCAAAAAAAGCAGAAUACAAUCGAUUCCUACAGACCUAACCAUAGAGAUACUCUCAAGGCUGCCUGAGAAAUCUGUGGCUAGGUUUAGUUGUGUGUCCAAGCUUUGGUCAUCAAUCACCUCGGACCCAUCUUUCCCACGGUCGCGCCUUCUACUCUGCUUCCAAAAACAUAACGACUUGUUUAUUUCAUCUAUUCCACAUCAUAAUCAGAACUCGAACAGGUCCUACUCUUCUUCUCUGUCUUUUGGUCAUCAUCAUAUGACGAAACUCCCACUACAUUUUGAUCUCUACCAAUCCACGGAAUCUGUCCAUGGCUUGAUCUGCUUUGUUUUAAAUAAUCCUAUAGUUUGGAACCCUAGCACGAGACAGUCCAUAACUUUACCAGCUAUACCCACGCCAUGUAAGGACUGGAAAAAAGUAGAACUCUUUUUAGGGUAUGAUCCCAUUGAAGGUAAACACAAACUAGUGUGCGUUCCCUACAAAAGGACUUGUUAUGUGUGCCGAGCUUUUACAUUGGGAUCAUCUCAAGAAUCAUGGAGAACGGUCAAAACUAAUUGUCGGCAUCGUCCUACCGGUUAUACCUAUGGGCAAUGCAUCGAGGGUGUGAUAUAUUAUCUAGCAUCUAGUCUUGAGGGGGACGAUAGAGUUGUAAUGAGCUUCGAUGUCAGAUCUGAAAAGUUUGAUAUGAUAAGACUACCUUCGAACUCUGACUGGGACGUGCUGAUAACAUAUAAGGGAAGGUUGGGUUUAUUUGAAAUAGAUUAUGGAAUAACGAAUAGAAGAUUAUGGAUUUUGGAGGAUGCAGAGAAACACAACUGGUCGGGACAAGACUUUCUUUUACCUUUUGGUGACUUAGAUGCUCGGAGUUUCAAACUAAAAGGUUUUACUCAUGCUGGUGAGUUUAUUUUUGUACCGGAAAUGACUAGCCAAUCGGCUUAUAUUUUAUUAUGUGAUCCGGUGAGAAACAGCUGGAGAAAAUUUGAAUUUAAAGGAAUAGCAGACGAGGUAUCGGUCCAUAAUGGAGUUGUUGAAGAAGAAGAGGAAAAACAAGAUGAUGAACACCGACCUAUGUAUGCGCUCCUUGCUUUCCCGAAUCACAUUGAUAGUCAAAUGUCUUUGUAACAAU
Brassica oleracea var. oleracea is the source of this 1162-nucleotide messenger RNA. Its product is annotated as putative F-box protein At1g47790. The record is from RefSeq and is a predicted model, not a curated record. Gene Ontology annotation, molecular function: protein binding. Lineage: Eukaryota; Viridiplantae; Streptophyta; Magnoliopsida; Brassicales; Brassicaceae. The transcript has a single exon. The coding region runs from base 1 to 1158 and encodes 385 amino acids.